AUGUUUAUUUUUGUUGUAUUGUUGUAUAUGGUCCUACUGCGGAAUGCUGCUAAGAUCGCAGCAUGUGUUUCUGGUGGUUGUGCGUUAGCGGCGAAACUUCGAGAUGAUGAAACCUUUCGAAAAGUAUACGCGUUCACUGGAGGAGACCGAAAAAAUUUCGACGAACAUUUUCCGCGUGGCACUUGGGAUGACAACUGGGACUUCCGAUCUCCUGCCUUCCUACUGAACACUAAAAAGUACGCUGACGCUUCGGAUGAAGAGAAGAAGAAAAUGGCUGAGGAGGUGAAGGCUAAGGCUACUCGAAAUAUUAUUCUUAUUCGACAUGGUCAAUACCAUCUAGAUGGAGAUAGGAAAAAUCUUACCCCAUUAGGAAGGGAGCAGGCCGCUUUCCUUGGAAAACGUUUGGCUGAAUCAGGAAUGAAGUUCGACAGUCUUGUAAUGUCUACGAUGCCGAGGGCUACAGAAACCGCAGAGAUUAUUUUAGAACAUAUGCCGACAUUGAAAAGGUCAACAUGCUCACUCAUCGAAGAAGGUCCUCCAUAUCCUCCAGUGCCUCCUGUUGACCACUGGAAGCCGCAGUACUCCGAGUUCUUCGCCGAGGGUGCCAGAAUCGAAUCAGCGUUCCGCAGACAUAUUCACCGUGCUCCUCCUUCGCAAAAAGAAGAUUCUUACGAGAUUUUUGUUUGUCACGCCAAUGUUAUUCGAUACUUCAUAUGUCGAGCUCUUCAAUUCCCUCCAGAGGGAUGGCUGCGAAUGUCUCUUGGAAACUGCAGCAUAUCCUGGCUGGUGAUCCGACCAUCGGGUCGCGUCAGUCUUCGUAGCCUCGGUGAUAUUGGUCAUUUGCCUCCUUCUAAAGUGUCAUUCACAUAA
Necator americanus (New World hookworm) is the source of this 870-nucleotide messenger RNA. RefSeq lists its product as uncharacterized. Gene Ontology annotation, biological process: positive regulation of mitochondrial fission; peptidyl-threonine dephosphorylation. The transcript has 7 exons. The record is from RefSeq and is a predicted model, not a curated record. Bases 1 to 870 code for a protein of 289 amino acids. NCBI's taxonomy places the organism in Eukaryota, Metazoa, Nematoda, Chromadorea, Rhabditida, Ancylostomatidae. Gene Ontology annotation, molecular function: protein serine/threonine phosphatase activity. Gene Ontology annotation, cellular component: mitochondrion.